ACGGUAUGAAGACUUCACUGCCGCAUUAGGCUUGCAAACCUUACACCGUUUGUUCACAGAACUUCGAAUAUCGACAAGAACCCGGUGUGCCGCCGUACCCUGGUAUGGCACCUUAAAGUCAUUGUGCACGCCUGCUUCCUUUCGUGUCGCGAAAUAGGGUGUCCAAACGGAGCGUUUCUCUCGAGAGGUUGUCGUUUCCCACGAAAUGGAGCCUGAGAACCAACCGACGGCUCGCAGAGCUAUGAACGUCUCUUGGGCGGGUCAAGCCGAUAGGGAGGUAGCAGCUAGUCUACCAGGUGAUCCGACGUCUUGGAAAAACCACCGUCCGUCCUUUUCGUCCAGUGAGCCAUAUUCCACCUCGGCCCCCGUGGAAGAACUGUACUUCUCCAUGGACCAAGAGGGCACCCCGCUGCUAUCAAGUCAUGAGCGGAGCCAGCCUCGCAUACUUCCUCGAAGUGCUCAUGGAGCGAGGAGAACACAAGGGCCUCGCGCAUUGACGCUUCCCGACCUCGCUUUAAAAGGCACGUCCUCACGAACUUCGCAUGGGACGUUCUCACCGGUACCAGCAGGCUCGUGGCGUAAGUCACUGAUAUUCAGCAAACGGAAAAGCGAGACCUAUGAUGAAGAUGACGAGACGGCGGCAACGGGGACGGGCAUGAGGGUGUGGUAUCAGGACUUCACCACUAUCGACUGGAUUCAUGAUACAAUAAAGGAACGAGUGCGACUUCGCACUAUGCGUCGCACACCGGGAAUGAGGGGGUGGCUAACCGAGAAGCUUGACGGGUCUAUUGCAUGGAUACUCUUGGCAUUGAUUGGAGUAACCUGCGGAUGUAUAGCGUCACUCAUCGAAGUGAGCUACACCCAUAUAUCGGAUUGGCGGACAGGGUUUUGUGGCAGAAGCAUAUGGCUUCGCCGGGAACAUUGCUGCAGCUCAGAGGAAUGCCCAGAAUGGUCAUACUGGUCCGAUCCCGUUGCGUCACACAUGCCAUCGCGAGCGGAGCAGUACACGCAGUACGCAAUUUACGUCAUCUCUGGGGUAGUACUAGCGCUAUUGUCAGCGGUGGUGACCAAGCAGUCUAGAGCUUCCACGGCGUCUAGCGCCCAAGCGAAUCGUACAGUGACGGAGCCGAGCUGGGUAACGAAUGCGCGCGAACAAAGAGGACUACGGCGGAGCAAGAGCCGGGAAGAGGGUUUAAAGGCGGGCAAGAAGCCCAAGUUCCAUGCGGCAGGCAGUGGGAUACCGGAGGUCAAAACCAUUUUGGGUGGCUUCGUUAUUACCGGUUUUCUUGGCGCCCGGACAUUGGUUGUCAAAGUGGUUGGACUGAUUCUAUCCACUGCUUCUGGACUGGUGGUUGGUUCGCAAGGACCGCUCGUACACAUUAGCUGCUGCGUCGGGAAUGUAUUGUCCCGGUUGUUCAAUAAGUAUGCCAAGAACGAAGGCAAGCGACGAGAGAUCCUGUCUGCAUCAUCCGCUGCAGGUGUUGCCGUCGCCUUCGGAGCUCCUCUUGGUGGAGUACUGUUCGCACUAGAAGAAGUAUCUUACUACUUCCCUAUGAAAACUAUGUGGAGGAGCUUCUUCUGUGCGUUAGUUGCCGCCGUCACUGUCCGUAUCAUCAAUCCCAUUGGUGGCGGCCGGGUCGUUCGUUUCCAAGUUCAUUGGGAAAACCUGGAAUCGCGAGGUGUAUGGUCUUUCUGGGAACUAGUUCCUUUCGCGGCUGUGGGGAUACUUGGGGGGCUGUAUGGAGCAGCGUUCAUCAAGUUGACGAGCUUCUGGUCACGAGUCCGAAGUCGAACCUGCCUGGGUAGCUGGCCUCUUGCCGAAGUGUUUCUUAUCGCAUUGAUCACUUCCACAGUUGCGUAUCCAUGGGAGCUUACCAGCCUGGGAAACAAUGAUCUGCUCGGUCAGCUUUUCUCCCAAUGUACAGAAUCCUCAAAGGACAUCAUUUGUCAUCCAUUACCGCUUGCGUCCCACCUGGGAAUGCUGGCGCUUGCUCUGCUCAUCAAGUUCGUUCUCACAAUCCUUGCCUUUGGCAUUAAAGUGCCAGCGGGCAUUUUUGUCCCUUCCAUGUGCGCCGGUGCGCUGGUCGGACGGAUGGUGGGCACUGUUGUGCAGUGGACGGUUGCAACGUACCCGGAACACUACGACGGAGCCUUGCCAACUGCGGUCGUUCCUGGUUUAUACGCCGUUGUCGGAGCGGCGGCAGCUGUCGGAGGAGUGACGCGGAUGACGAUCUCUUUAGCAGUCAUUAUCCUCGAACUCACAGGCUCUGUGUCCUCCUUACUCCCGUCUAUGCUCGCCAUCAUGUUGGCCAAGUGGGUAGGGGAUGCUCUAUCUCCCCAAGCGCUUUUCGAAAAAUCUAUCAUCGCCGGAGGUUACCCGUACCUCGACUCCAAGAGGCCGAUUCGCUCAGAUCCGGGAAGGAUGCUCACAGCCAUGGAUGUCAUGGAGCGUGGGGUCAAGAGCCGCAAAGUGAUUCGCUCAGAUGUGCAAUAUACCAUCGAAGAACUGCUGGGCUUGGUUGGGAGUGUCAGCAUGACCAACCUGGGCCCUAUCCUCCCGACCUCUUCGACACCGCACGGAGCGCCGCCUGCCGUGCACCCCAAUGGUGUAUACGAGGACACUGGCUUUCCCAUUGUCGACCAUUCAGACGUUCUUGUAGGCUAUAUCGCCGCUCCGGAAUUGAUGCAUGCUUUGGGCCUUGUCACCGAAUCCUUGGAAACCGAACACGGCACGAGACGGCCAAGCCCCCCUAUCAUCUUCCAUCGACCAGGACGUGUCCCCAGCGUCAGUGAAGUAUCCAGUGAUCGCCGUAUUGACGUCGAAAGCUUCUUGCUUACCUCCGUCAGAGGCCGCAGCCCCGCAGGUGGAUCCCGGAUACCGCGCGCCGGGUGGCAUUCACCAGCACGAGGGUCGGAAAGAAGUAUCGAACGCAUGCCUAUCGUCGCUUCUCCGGCAGCUACCGAACUUGGACCCGCGGGCAUAUCACGGUCGAACACUCCUGAUCUGUUUCGCGGACGGUCCGAGCAGCUCGCUGUGCAAGGUGGCGGGCGAACAUCCAGUCCCAGCCCGUUGAGGUCCGGUUUGACUGGCUCGGUUCCGGGCACCACAGCGAUGCCGAUGGCGACGCCUGCUUCAUCGAUGUCAUUGCCUCUGCUCUUCCAGCCGCCCUCCCCCGGAAUGCCAUCCACUUCAUUCCCACAAGUUACUCCUCACUCAUUCUCAAUCUCCGAGCCAAGCGAAAGCCGCGACGCAUCCGACAACGUCCAGGACUUGACACGAUGGAUGGACCCGUCGCCCUUAUCUGUCCCACACACCGCAUCCCUCGAUCUCGUGUAUGAACUCUUUGUGAAGCUUGGAGUUAAGACGCUUUGCGUUGUGUGCGAUGGGAAGCUUGUUGGCCUCAUUCACAAGAAGGGCAUUGUUGCCUACAUCCGGGGUGAAAAUUCGGCGUAUACUCCGCCCUCUAUGUAAAUAUCUCGUCUAUGUUGCGGCGUAAGUCUGUAGGUGACACUGGUGCGUAGGGCACGUGUCAGAGUAGGGAUGCUAAUGAUGGGUAUGUGAAUUUUGGAAUACAUAUACAAGUUUGA
Messenger RNA from Fimicolochytrium jonesii, 3588 nucleotides. RefSeq names its product chloride channel. The record is from RefSeq and is a predicted model, not a curated record. Gene Ontology annotation, biological process: chloride transport; transmembrane transport. Gene Ontology annotation, cellular component: membrane; early endosome; Golgi apparatus. NCBI's taxonomy places the organism in Eukaryota, Fungi, Chytridiomycota, Chytridiomycetes, Spizellomycetales, Powellomycetaceae. The coding region runs from base 206 to 3472 and encodes 1088 amino acids. The transcript is spliced from 6 exons. Gene Ontology annotation, molecular function: voltage-gated chloride channel activity.